This is a messenger RNA of Eimeria mitis, 1629 nucleotides long. RefSeq lists its product as uncharacterized. NCBI's taxonomy places the organism in Eukaryota, Apicomplexa, Conoidasida, Eucoccidiorida, Eimeriidae. The coding region runs from base 1 to 1629 and encodes 542 amino acids. Gene Ontology annotation, biological process: regulation of DNA-templated transcription. The transcript has 6 exons. Gene Ontology annotation, molecular function: DNA-binding transcription factor activity. The record is from RefSeq and is a predicted model, not a curated record.
AUGCCAAGAGCGCCCAGCCCCCUCACCAGUGAACCCCUUCCUUAUGGACACCCUUCGUCCACGAAAGAUUUUCUCGACUCCAGCACAGCGGCGCAAUCCGUUUCCAUUCCGCCCGUUAAUUCCAAUGGAUAUGACAUAAGCAAGCAGAUGGGGGGGAAUGGCUGUUACCCUGGUGGAGCAAAUGGCAAUCCUUGCCGUGCAGUUCACAAUGGUGCCAGUGGUUCCCAGAACCCGCCAGGGUUCAGCGCCAGGCAAGGUGUCGCGAAACCAUUACAAAACGUUCCUAACGUGGAUAAACUGGAUACAUGCUUGGCCCGCCCGAGUGCUCCCCAUAACAACGAGGAGCAGCAGCCAAGCACACAAAUGAUAGCAUCGGUGGGCACUUGCAGUGUUCCAGUAGCUAUUGCGCGGGCACCACCACACGGAUCCACCCCUCGUGUGGCUCCACUUUUAAUUUUGCCCCCUGAGGAUAAGCUACCCAGUUCAGCAGUCGCAACUUCUCCGGAUUUCAAGAGGCGGUAUUCUGCAGUGCAUACUGAGGAAGUGCAGACGGAGAAUGCGGAAGCAUCUUCUGGAGCCUCAAAGAAACACAAACUGGAGUUGACCCACAAGCCAGCAGUUGGCUUGCAGUGUUCUUGUGAUACUGAGGAAGUGCAGACGGAGAAUGCGGAAGCAUCUUCUGGAGCCUCAAAGAAACACAAACUGGAGCUGACCCACAAGCCAUCAGUUGGCUUGCAGUGUUCUUGUCCGUCUAAGGACGAAACAAAAAAGGAGAUUUUAGCGACGGCUAAACAACCUGGGGAUCGUCUACCUGAGAGUGGAUUGCCGGUGAUGGCUGCUCUGCACACAAUUCCUGGCACAGUUGUGCUACGAGAAUCACGGAAUCGACCGGUCACACUCAGUCAGGGAGAGUACGUUGCAGCUAAGAUGUAUUUUCACCCCGGAAAGAUGGCUUGGAGGUCAGAAUUGCUGGUGAAUGGUUCCAAAAGACAACGAUCAUUUUCUUGCAAGCUGUAUGGAUUUGAGCGCGCGAAGAAGAUGUGCGAGUGGUCGCGGAACUUUGUAUUACGAACGGCGCGACUGCCGACAGGAGACGAAACAAAGGAGGCCAUCGGGAAACUGAUGGGCUACACGGUCCAGACGAACGACACUGACGAAGCCAUCCCCCAUUAUGCUGGCUGGCCCAAAAGGCAACGAUCAUUUUCUUGCAAGCUGUAUGGAUUUGAGCGCGCGAAGAAGAUGUGCGAGUGGUCGCGGAACUUUGUAUUACGCACGGCCCGACUGCCGACAGGAGACGAAACAAAGGAGGCCAUCGGGCAACUGAUGGGCUACACGGUCCAGACGAACGACACUGACGAAGCCAUCCCCCAUUAUGCUGGCUGGUUGUAUGCAUAUCCACCGCUUGUACAGGCUCGUCGAAUGGUGGGACGCAAACUGCUGGCUGCGCUGCUCCGCAUUCUCUACUGCUGGGGCGUAAGCGGCAAUCGAACGCAUCGGACACUCCGCGUGUCGCAAGUUGUAGGGGUAUCUCAUCCACUGCAGAACCCGCUGGAGGCCAAGUCUCUACAGAGCAGUUUCAGACGGACGGUGCCGACUUAUUCGAGGAGCUCGGCAGCCCACCGACACUGA